GGUACAUACAAGAGGAUGUUUAUGUAAGCCUCCUGGAUUUACUGAUUUUAAACAUCCUGAUCAUGUCUAUAAGCUUAACAAAGCAUUGUAUGGACUCAAACAAGCUCCUAGAGCUUGGUUUGAACGCCUUACAACAUUCCUUCUAGAGAAUUCAUUUGUUCAAGGAAGCAUAGACAAAACUCUAUUCACCAAACAAGUAGAAAGUAAUAUUCUUCUGGUUCAAGUCUAUGUCGAUGAUAUAGUAUUUGGAUCCUCUGAUCCUUCUCUAUGCACCUCCUUCUGUGAAACUAUGAAGUCAGUCUUCGAAAUGAGUAUGAUGGGAGAAUUGAAAUUUUUUCUUGGGCUCCAAGUCAAACAGUCUGCUUCUGGUAUCUUUAUUAAUCAGUCAAAAUAUCUUCAAAACAUGCUAAACAAAUUUGACUUAAACAAUGUUAAAAUUAGUGUCACCCCUAUGGCUGUAAAUCUCAAGUUGAAUAAGGAUGAAACAGGAGUGCCUGUAGAUGAAAAAAGAUAUAGAGGGAUGAUAGGGUCCUUACUCUACCUCACUGCUAGUAGACCAGACAUACAGUAUAGUGUAUGUAUCUGUGCUAGGUUCCAGUCAACUCCUAAAGAAAGCCAUCUAACGGCUGUUAAGAGAAUUUUUAGAUACUUAAAAGGCACUUCAGAAGUAGGCCUUUGGUACCCCAAAAACAAUGACUUCUCUCUAAUAGGCUACAGUGAUUCAGACUUUGCAGGGAGUUUAACUGACAGAAAAAGUACUACAGGCACGUGUCAAUUUGUAGGAACUUCUCUAGUCUCUUGGUCAUGCAAAAAACAGGGAGCUGUAGCACUUUCAACAGCUGAGGCAGAAUAUAUUGAUGCAGGCAGCUGUUGUACUCAGCUAAUAUGGCUUAAGAACCAAUUAUAAUGUGACAAUCAACUCAAUACCUCUUCUGUGUGAUAACACCAGUGCAAUCUGUAUGUCAAAAAAUCCGGUUCAGCAUUCAAGAACUAAACACAUUGAAAUUAAAUACCACUUUAUUAGGGAUUUAGUUCAGCAAAAUACCAUAAGUAUUAGUCAUAUCCCUACAGAAUAUCAACUAUCAGACUUAUUUACCAAGGCUUUAAAUGCAGACAGAUUUACUUUUCUAUGUUAUGAGAUUGGUUUAAGAUCUCCAGACAAUCUGGAGGAUCUCCCUUGACUGCUCGGUGCCUAAUUGAUUGUAUCUUUCUUUUUUUUGCUGUGUUUAUUUACUUUUUUUGUGUCUUGCCCCUUUUAGUUCUUCCUGUUUAGUUUCUGCAAUUAUCUAUUUAAGCAUGCUUGAGUCUCUAUUAUAAUUAUCCUUUCUCGGUUUUAGAAGUCUUCCUGUCUUAGCUAUGGUACUAGGGUUCUCCAAAACUUUCACAGGUACUCUCUUUCACGAUCCCAUCCCAGCCAAUGCUCAGCGUCACUCCAUCUCUUUUGCUCAUCGUCCUUUCAUACCUACUCAUCAUAUUCCUUUUGCUGAACUCAUAGAAUAUGGUCUAGAUGUAACUGGGUUUGUUCACAAUCUGGGCUGGGAUUUUCUGAUUAAUGAUACUCCUGAGCAUAUAUGCCCUGAAGGUGUACGUCUAUUCUUCUCCAAUUUUCGAUCUUUUGGGCUUCAUACUCGUACUUUUACCACUCUGAUCUAUGGAAAUCUUGUUACUAUUCCCCUCGAAAAUCUUAGGCGUCUUCUCAAUAUUCCUAGGUUUGGAGAAAUACUGGCCAAUGACUCUGAAUUUCCUCUGUUCAAUUUUGAUAUUGUUCAGGAAUUUGUCCUCCUCACUGGUCACGAGCCAGAUGCCUAUCUUACGUUGCCUACUGCUUUCCUUUUUCCAUCCCUGCAUACAUUUCAUUAUCUGUUGACUAGGAGGUUUCUUCCUCGAACUGUUCUUCUGGAUCGAGUCACUCCUCUUGAUCUUUGGGUUCUGCAACAUGCAGUUCAAAAUGUUCCCCUUGACUAUUGUCAUCUUCUGUUCGGGCACCUUUAUCCCUUCCAGCAAUUCGAGUAUCUGGGCCAUCUUCCCUUAGGUCCACUGAUCACUCGUCUCAUUAUUCGCCUUCAUAUCUCCUUGGAUCCCUUCCGAAUCAUUACUCCCAAUGUAUAUCUCUCUGCCGAUGAUAUUCUUGACGAGAUUGCGCUUGCCGUUGAGGGGGAGGAUGCUGAUGCUGAGAGUGACAGUACUGAUAGUGAUAGCUCUGAUGACGACGGUCCGAUGGAAGAGCCAGACAAGGAGGAUAUGGUAGUUGCUGAGCCUGAAGGAGAUGAUGUCCCUGAAAUUGAAGUUCACUGGGUCAGCAGCAAUGACAAAUCUGAUAGCAGUAACUCAGAUGAUGACUCUUCCUCUAGUGCUCCAUCUCUGGCAGAGGUCUUGGCGGAUCUCAGGGAUGCAUAUUAUUCCGAGUGACUUAGUUACUGUUUGUUCAGUGUCUGAAUGGUUCUGACUUCGAUGGUUGAACUUGUUGGUCUUUCCUGCUCAUCUAGACUGGUUUGCUGGGCGUGUUUUCUCCAGCUAGUUAUUUUUCCUUGUUCAACUGGUUGUUACUUUUUGUCGGAUGAUCUUACCAGCUGGUUUUAAAUUGUGUUUGCUUGGACUACCUGUCUGUGGUUUUUGUUUUGCUCUGGGAAAGCUAUAUAUGUUUUGCAGGGUUCAAGCGGCAAAUCAGCAAUCUCUGACUUAGGGGGAGAUUGUUGGAUCAAGAGAUCUCAAUCAGAUCAAGUCACGAGAUUGCUCUGGCAAAUUAGAGAGAUCAUAGGCGAUUGAAGCUGCAAUCAAGGGGGAGCAGCCUGGCAACUUAUUAGACUUUCCUUUGCUGGAGAUUUUUGAAUGCCAACGGCUCCUGUCCUGAAGCUCUUUAAAAGGAAGUGUGCAGUCUGAAUUCUUUACGGUUUGGGAACUCCUUGUGGAAGAGGGCAAGGGUUUGGGAAAUCGUCUGUGGCUUUGAUUCACUGAGGAAUAGGUUCAGUUAAUCAAAGGUGUAAGUGAAUUCCUGCGAGAAUUCGGUCCUAGUCUCCAUAGCUUUUGAUUUUCACAUUCUGUCUGUACUCGAGUCUUCUUCUUUCCCUUCCUUUCUAAAAACCAGAAAAUCAAAAGUGUCUCUCGGAAUAGUGUCUACUAUUCCGGGACGAGGAGUAGCCCUGUGGUGAACCUCGUAAAAAUCUCGCUGUGUAUUUCGUUUUCUGCUGUUUCCCUGCUUGCUCGAUUUCUGCUUCCUCUGUUCUUCUCUUCCCCUGUUUCUGUUCUUUCUGAAACUGAGAGGAAGAAGACUUGCUUUGGUCUUCUCAGCUUCUGGGCUCGGGCUUCGAUUGAGUCUUCGGCCCAGUCGCUUGUGACCUGUUUGUUGGGCUUCUCUUCAGAGGUCCACCGAGUAUAAUCAUCUCAUAUCAAACGAAUUUGGUCAGUGUCGUUUUGAUAAGAGACUGAGGUCGACAAUUGGGGAGCUUGGUCAAAAUCCCUAAUCGGGUUUGCUCCUUUCAUUUCCCGAUCGACUACUCUUCUACCUCUCUACAGUUAAACCCAAGAAACAUCUCAAUUCCUUCACCAUCUUGGAUACUGGCAAAAAAAAAAAAAAAAACAUGACCUCUAUUUUAUUGAGUGUUGCAAGAUUGUAUCAAUCUUUGGCCUUGGUAGUUUUGUCGACCAGAAAACAGAGUUCUUGUAACAAAGUAAAAAAAAAAACCAAGUAAAUGUAUACGAGUCAUCAAAAUCAUAUCCAUAUAAGUUCUAGAGAACAGUAAAAAAGUUGGAGGAUGACGCACCAGAGGUUGAGGAAACUGUGGAGUUGUCAAACCCAUCUAGAGCUUAAAGAGAAGCGACAAAGAGUACAAGGAAGAAAUGCUGGAGGGAAGAAGUAGUGGAAGAACCUAAUUAAUAGUAGGAAAGGAAGGAGGCUAUUAGCCAUAAGGGUUAGGAGGUCGUCAGGAGGAUGGCUAGUCAGAUAAUUGAUGGCUUCAUGAGCAAGCUAAGUUUAAUUUAUGGUGGAACAACUCAGAUUCAUUAGCCAGGAUUGCACUGCCACCAGGGAAGUUCAAGAGUCGUCAAAGAUAUUGGAUGGGAAUGGUGAUCAUGUUGGAAAUGAAAGAAAGAAAGGACU
Linum trigynum is the source of this 4096-nucleotide messenger RNA. NCBI's taxonomy places the organism in Eukaryota, Viridiplantae, Streptophyta, Magnoliopsida, Malpighiales, Linaceae. The record is from the annotation of a GenBank genome assembly.